AAUGUGACUGUGUGAACAGAUUUAUGUCCCCACAACAUGAGUAAUACACGCUCUCACACACACAGACACACUGCAUUAAAAACUCAUCCAGUGUCCUGAGGAGAAUAAAUAUGCAAACUGUCACCAGUCAAAUUCUGACCUGCUAAGACAAAAAGAUUACAUCUGUUUAUAUCUAAAACAGCAAAUUAAAACAGAGUUAGACCAUCCCUCCCUGCACCAACUGUGUAUAUAUACAUAUACAUCAAGUCCUGCAUUCAAACUCUGAAAAGUACAAAAGUUUUAGCAUCAAAAUAUACUUAAAGUAAAGUACUCCUUAUGCAGAAUGGCCCAUUUCACAAUAAUAACCCCUAAGUCACUAGAAACGUGACUUUAGCAUACAGUAAAUUCAAAAGAUAAACUACUGUUAAAUCCAUCUUUUCCCGAUGGAUCCGAAGGUGAAAAGGAGUUAAAACAGAUGUGUGUUGAGUUUGCGUCCUACUCCGUGUUUUUACGUUGUUCCACAGUAACGAGUGAGUGAAACGUAGCGACCACACAGUCACUAUCCCCCCGUAAUAUUACAGAACAAAAUCUGAACAAAGAUCUAGUUGUCACUAUUUAUGCUAAACGAGGUCCAGUUUCAGUCUGGAGAAAUAAUUUAAUUUAAAGAGAGGAUAAAUAAACACAUCACGUUCAGUAAAUGUUCCGCUUUGUUAAACUGAAGCAUGAAGUCUAGUUAAGAUGCUUGUAGCUAGCUAACCACGAUGACCGUUACGAGUCAGACGCCUCUCAAGAAGGAGACGAUGAGAUGGAAACGUGAGUUAAGUGACGAUAUUACACCGGCGCCACAAGAAGCUGCAGUUACUCGUGACAAUAAUGAUGAAUGGCCAGACCGAAUGGACGGGCUAAGCAACAGGAAUAAGAAGCCCUGAGCAGGAGAAAACAGCGAGGUAACCAGAGAUGUUAGGAGGUGAAGUUGUAGCUUGUUCAGGAGAAGUUAAAGUUGUGAAAUCUGCAGCUGAGUCAAACCCUCUGAAACAUUCAAAGAAAAGAAGGCGGCCAUAUCAGACGAGGGUUUCCACUGAGACGUCGGGGAAAAGAGAAAAAUGGGAAAUCAGGAUCUUGGACUCCUCCUCCUCCUCCUCCUCCUCCUCCUCCUCCUCCUCCGCUGAUGAAGCUCAGUCUCCGGCCUCUUUUCUCCACUCCUCCCCCCUCAGUCCCUCCUUCCCCCUGGACGCCACGCCCGCACUCAGCCCCUCACACCCGGCCUUCCUCCUCCCCAGCCCGGCCUCCUCCUCCUCCUCCUCCUCUUCCUCCUCCUACAGCCUCCUCUGUGGAGUGCCGGAGCCGGACUCCCCGACAGGAUCUAGUUCCAGCGGAGGAAGCGUCGGAGGCAGCGCUGUGGUGUCAGAGGCUUCGGUGCGUUUCUCGAUGUCACAGUCGGGUUCGUUUUCAGCUCAGGUGGACUCCAUCCUGAGGGGCGACUUCCUGACCCCGAUGGGCGCCGCGGGGCCGAAGAGGCUCUGUCUGGUGUGCGGUGACUUCGCCUCCGGGUAUCACUACGGCGUGGCGUCCUGCGAGGCCUGCAAGGCUUUCUUCAAGAGGACCAUACAAGGCAACAUCGAGUACAGCUGUCCAGUGAUGAACCAGUGUGAGAUCACCAAGCGGAGGAGGAAAGCCUGUCAGGCCUGCCGCUUCCAGAAAUGUCUCCAGGCCGGGAUGAUGAGGGAGGGUGUUCGUAUGGACCGAGUCAGAGGAGGACGGCAGAAGUACAAGAGGCGGGUGGAAACUGGAUUGAGUUUAUACACCAAAGCCCCGUACACCCACCCCGUCAGCAGCAGAAACAAGGUGAUUUCCCAUUUGCUGCUGACAGAGCCCGCCCCGCUGGCUGCCGAUCAGGACGAUUCAACCAGUGACAGCAGCCUGCGGACCCUGCUGACCCUGUGUGACCUCCUGAACCGGGAGCUGCUGGUUCUGAUUGGCUGGGCCAAACAGAUCCCAGGUUUCUCCGGGCUCUCAUUGGUCGACCAGAUGUCGCUGCUGCAGAGCGGUUGGAUGGAGGCGCUGCUGGUGGGCGUGGCUUGGCGGUCACAGGGCGCGGUGGGGGAGGAGCUUGUGUUCGCCGGGAACCUGCGGCUGGACGAGGCUCAGUGUCGAGCCGUGGGAUUGGCCGAUCUGUAUGAGGCGCUGCGUCACCUGACGGCAAAAUACCAGGCGAUGAACCUGAGCCCCGAGGAGGUGGUGACGCUGAAGGCCAUGGCACUCGCUAAUUCAGAUGCCGACCCGGUGGACUGUCCGGACUCGGUGCAGAGGUUCCAGGACGGGCUCCACGAGGCCCUGCAGGAGUACGAGUCGUCCCGCAGAGAGCAGCACCGGGCGGGCCGGCUGCUGAUGAGCCUCCCCCUGCUGAGACAGACGGCCGACCGAGCCGUGCAGGCCUUCCUGCGGCUGCACCGCCACCGCUGCGUCCCCCUCCACAAACUGCUGCUGGAGAUGCUCGACGCCAAGGCCUGAGCACCUGUUUAUGUCAUCACUCUCAGACCACGUCCAUCAUCACAGUGGACACUGUCAUCACUCUCAAAUAGUUAAUUGCUGAUCACACGUCGUAAGUUUAUUAGAACAGCAUUUGUUGGAAAGCUAGCUGCUGGCGGCUGAUGAGCUACCACAGGCUGUAUGCAGUACACCACAAGCUACUUUUAGCUAACUCGCUAACCUCUAUGGGAAAUGAGCAGUGGCAGCGCAGUAGUGCCCUUGCCUUACGAAAGUUUUUUUAAAAUUAGGCCUUGUAGAUGUAAUGUGAGUGAAGACUCAGCAACUGGAUUGCUCAUUUCUCGUCUCAAAUUUGUUCAGAAGCAGAUUUUGGUGGACCUGCUAAGGUGAAAUAGGUGAAAGUUUACGUAGCGUACUUCAUACAACUCGUGCUCAAACCCCAUUGGCUCACAGAACUGGGGCCUCAGGAGGGAGGACUGGUCCACGUCCAUCACGGCUGCUGACUGAAACAAUAAUGCUGCGUCGGCUCAAAUCGAACAUGGCUGACGUGCCGGAAAAGACAAUCACAACAUUUGACUUAUUCUUUAAUGGCGAAUCGCAACCGUUCAUUACAGACUGCUAACUUAACUCAAUAAACAUGCUGAUGGUGCGUAGUGGGAAAAAAAACACAUGUAUAGCUAACAUUUGUAUAGCGCGGCGUUCACCUGAGCAGCCGCUCCCCUUCUGCUACGUAAGCCAAGAUGGCGACCAUCGAGGGUGCGCCCAGCGAUCCACACUCAACUUUUUGACCGUUACGAGUACACCACUGCUACUCGUAGCGCACUGCAUUUGGCCGUUGUUGUCAGUGUGAACGCACUUAUGCGCUCAGAAUAGUAAAUAUGGAAGAACGCCAAUUGAGACACAGAAUACAAUUUUUUAAAUUGCUGCUAUUUUGUAACUAAGUUUGGCUGCAAUUACUGGAGUGCAAACUUUUCCAACUUUUCAAAUCUAAUAAAGCUCAGGACAGAGCUGCUAACGUUAGCCUAAACUCUGCUAAGCUAGCAUCUUAGCUCCCACACAGUGGAUGUUCCAGUCCUGAACAGGUAGUUUUUCUAACGUGACCUGUAACUCCACAUAAUAUAUAAAAGUUAGCUAAUGAAACGCCCCUUGUCUUUGGAAAUAACACUAGCUUACUACUGUAGUAAGCUAGCUAGCCGCACAUGCUAACGUUAGCGCAGAUAAACAAUGAUUAAUCAGUUCCUUAAACUUUGUUCGUUUUUUGGAUUUUGGCAAAGUUAAUAAAAAGACACCACCGGGCAAAGUAAUGCUUGACUGGCCUGCCGUGCCUAGAAACGGUUGCUAAGCCAUGAUUGGACAAUCGCUGUUUGGGGGCGGGGUUUAGAGAACGGUGAGUUAAAUGUGAUUUUUAACUGUUAAACUCUCACGAUGUAAAUGUGACGAGGAACAACAGACAGCAGCUGGAUGGACAUGAACAAACUCACCUUCACCUCACAUCUUCAUCACCAUCAUCAUCAUCAUCACCUGAAACUGGACAGACUUUCAUGAACUUUAGAUUUAUGAUCUAUUUUUGUAAAAGAAAAAGAUAUUUUUGUGUGAACUCUUUCACUCAGUGUGAUCUGUUUACCUUGAUGAUGAGCCGGUUACCGUAGCAACAGUCGCCACGACGACGAACUCCGGCCGACGUUUUAAUGUUGUAAUUUGUUUGUUCAAAAGACGUUUUCUGACAGCGCUGAUUAGUUUGAUUCAGCUGAAGAAGUCGUGUGUUUCCUGACUCUAGUUUGUAUUUGCAGAGUUAAUUAAAUGCUUUUGGAAUAAAAACAGUUUGAAAUGA
Messenger RNA from Siniperca chuatsi (mandarin fish), 4297 nucleotides. RefSeq names its product estrogen-related receptor delta (gene esrrd). Gene Ontology annotation, biological process: regulation of DNA-templated transcription. Lineage: Eukaryota; Metazoa; Chordata; Actinopteri; Centrarchiformes; Sinipercidae. The transcript has 10 exons. The record is from RefSeq and is a predicted model, not a curated record. Bases 937 to 2490 code for a protein of 517 amino acids. Gene Ontology annotation, cellular component: nucleus. Gene Ontology annotation, molecular function: nuclear steroid receptor activity; DNA-binding transcription factor activity; steroid binding.